AUGACAUCAUCCAGUUAUAUGGUUGACCGUGAAAUUCUUGGUUCAGCUCGAACUAUAAUUGAUGCACAUUCUAAUGCUCCAUUUUCACAACAAACACAGCAUAAUACGUAUCGUGGUUCGUAUGGUACAUCAAGUCCAAUACCAUUUACAACAACAAAUACCAAUCAUCAUCACCAUGGAUACGGAAACGGUUCAAACGAAAGUUAUGAAUCGAAAAAAGUUAUAGUGGACUUGCAAGAUCAAAUUCGUUUAUUAAAAAAAGAUUUAGAAAAAAAAGAUGCACUCAUUCUAGAAUUAACAUCAAUGAAAGAUCCGCAUAAAACGGACCAUUUCGAAACAGCAAAAUAUGAAGCUUUAGUUGGACAAGAACGAAGCGCAUUCGAGGGAGCUAGACGUGAACUUGAUCAAUAUAGAACAAAAGUUGAAGGAUUAACUCAGGAUUUACGUGAAACAACAAUAAAAUCAGCUGCAAAAGAUGAACGUAUCAAUGAAUUAAAACGUGAAAUUGAAUCAUUAAAAAAAGAACAUGAAUCACUCAAUCAAGCUAAUAAUCAAUUGCGUUUACACAUGCGUGAACUUGAAUCGAAUGUUGGUUCCUACGAGUCAGUUGCAAGUAAAUCAUCAUUAACGAUAUCAUCACUACAAAAAGAUGCCAAAGAAAGACAAGAACAAAUAAUGGAAUUACAAUCCCGUGUAAGAACACAUAUGGAAGAACGUGAAGCUAGUGAACGAAAAACUGAAGGAUUACAUAACAAAUUACAAGAACUAUUUUCACAACUAAGCGUUACACUUGGUGGAGAAUUCGGACAACCAACAGCUGCUUCGUUUGAUAAUCUUAUGGCUAGAAUAUCUGAUAUUAAUGGUGAAAAUACAACAUUGAAGGGUAGACUGGUUAAAUUAGAAGAAAUAACUCGUUCAGUAGAAAAUGAAGCUCAUGCGAAUCGUUCAACUAUUCAACAAAUGGCAAAUCAAUUACAUGUCUAUGAACAAAAUGCAGUUAGCCAUCGUUUACAAAUGGAUUCAAUUAAAGCAGAACGUGAUACGGCAUUUAAUGAUAGAGACGCAAUGAAACAUGAACUUGAAACAAUGAAGUCACGUCUUGAUUCUGUACAAAAAGCUUGGCAAAAUACACGUGGUGAAUUAGAUCAACGCGAAAAUCAAUACUCUUCUAAUGAAUCACAUGUAAAACAAUUAGAAAAUGAUUUACUUUAUGCUAAAACAAUGUUUGAUACUUUUAAACAACAAGUUGGACAAUUAUUAUCCGAUGGUUAUGUUAAAGUGGAACCGAAAGAUGACGAAAUUAAAGAAAAAAUUCAAUUACUAAUGCAAUCUAGUAAAGAUCGCGGCGUGAUAAUCACAAAUUUGCAAAAUCAAAAAGAACAAAUAUCGAAACAAUUACAAGAACAAAUUGAAAUCAAUAAAGAAACAGAGAAUAAACGCCGUCAUGCUGAAUCUCAUUUACAUGAAUUAGAACAUCGCCUGAAAAAUCUUGAUAAUGAUUAUACAACAACUGAAGUUUAUCGUGAAAAUCUCAAACAGGAUAAAGCGAAGUUUCUUCAUUUUCUUGAACGGCUUGCAGCAAUAAUGAAAAUAGAAAAUAUUUCAAACGAACUUGGUUAUGAACUUAAUCCAGAUGUUAUUCUAUCACGUGCUGAACAACUAAUGAAAUUAGAGAAGGAUUCAAUUGUUGAUCAGAAAACUUCAAUUUAUAGUUUACAAAGAAAAAUUAAACAGUUAAAAGAACAAAUGGAAAAUAAAGAUUUACAUUUAGAUUUAUUACGUAAAAAAGUGAUUGCAUUAGAAGAAGGACGUGCAGCUAAAACAGAUUUAGAACGUGAAAUCGAUGAUCAUGUUAUGUUAUCGAGGAAAAUGAAAGUCAAAGUUGAUCAUUUAACACAACAAGUGACUGAUUUAAAACAAGAAAAUAUACAAUUAAAAGCUCAAAUAACAGAUAUUCAAAUACUCAAAAAUCGUUUAGUUGAUCAGGAUAAAGAAAUUCGACGUCUUUUAGAAGAUGUUGAUAAAUUACAAAAUAUACGUGAUAAACAAGCUGUAAAACUUUCAAAUUUACAAGAUAAAAUACAUUCAGUCGAUGAUGAGGCAAAUCGAUCAUUACUUUCAUCAGAUAAUGCUGUAAGAGCUUUGUCUAAUGAAGUAAGAUUUCUAAAAAGUUCACUUGAACAAAUUACCGAACGAGAACAUAGAUUACUUGAUUUCCGUUCAUUAAUAUCUCGGAUGCUUGGCUUAGACUCUAAAACAUUAUCGAUACCUGACUAUGAAAUCACAGCUCGUUUAGAACGUCUCCUUAGUGUCGUACAACCAACAAUGGCGAUACCUGUGGUGCCAAUUUCUUCGUCAGCAGCAGCAACAACAUCGAAUAAUUUCACACAUCAGCAACAACCUCCAGUUGAACAUCACUACCAUCAUAAUCAUCAAAAUAUCCAUUCGGCACAUGUAAGACAUCGUAGUCCAAGUCCAGUUUCUCGACGAUCCGAAGCCAGUCAUCGAGCACGAUCACUUUCUCCAUUGCAUGUUGGUAUUGACCCAAGAACCUAUUAA
Molecule: messenger RNA, 2559 nt
Organism: Rotaria socialis
Lineage: Eukaryota; Metazoa; Rotifera; Eurotatoria; Philodinida; Philodinidae
Source: the annotation of a GenBank genome assembly